AUGAGGAUAAUAAAUAUUCCCAUUGUGUUUUUGGUUUUCGGAGUUGGUCCUGAGGUUUUUGCUAUGGCAUCAAAUACGAAAAGAGAUAGUACUGCUCUCAUUGAGCAACUUAUCAAAUCCCCACCAAAAUACCAGAAGGAAUUUGGAAGUUACCUAAAACAGGCUUUCCAAACACAUUAUUUGCAAAUAUAUGGUUCUGUUGUGUGCCUGUUUCUAAUUCUAAUGGCACACGGAGGCAUUAUUAACAGGGUGCAUUAUUUUGAACCAAGAAAUCCUAUAAAAUUUGUUGGGAAUGAUGGGAAGAAUUCAUUUACUUUAAAGGAACUUAUUGGGAAGAAAAUACCAACACUCCGAGAUCAAGCGAUAUGUUUGUUGAACCCAUUUCUUUUCACAGGAGAUCUUCAAACCAUGUAUGCCGGUGUGAGGACAUUUCAUUCUCGUGAUCAAUUGUAUUUUGGGAGACAAAUUCUCAGGAUGCGGGAUGGAGGUUCAGCAGCACUUGAUCAGGUUAUCAGUUCAGCAAAGUUCCGAAGUGCCAAGCCGGAGUCUUGUGAUAUUCCAGAAGGACAGAAGAAAUUGUAUCUUGGAAAAUCGACGAGAUAUUUCACAAAGAAAGAACUUUUAGAACAGGAUGGACAACAAAGUAAACGACCUAUUGUACUUGCACUUCAUGGAUUAUCAGGGUCUUCGGCAGAGCCAUAUUGCCGGUGCUUAAUGAAUCCAUUAUUCAACAAGGAGCACUUCGAUUGUUUUGUGCUUAACGCUAGAGGUUGCGGUGGUGUGAAUAUUACAACACCUUCUUUAUUUUGCGCAUUAUGGACUGAAGAUGUUAGGGAAGCUGUGAAAGUUCUAAGACAGAGAUACCCUGGCCGCCCUAUUUUUGCUGUUGGAUUUUCAAUGGGUUCUAUAAUAUUAACAAAUUAUCUAGCCCAGGAAGGGGACAAGUCAGGGAUUGAUUUCGCCGUUACCCUUGCGUGCAUCUGGGAUUUGCGUGCCUCAUCAAACCGAUUGGAAUCUCACUUCCUUUCGGGUAACUUGUAUAGUCCACGUAUGACAAAAAAUCUGCUGGAAUUAAUAGCCAACCAGAAAGAUGAAUUAUCCUUAUCCAGGGAAUUCAAGAAGAGCUAUUCAAGAGAGAAUAUCAGAAAGAUGGAUCGUUUAUCCCAUUUUGAUGACAAUUUCACCAGUAAAAUGUUUGGAUUUAGUUGUGCUGAUGAGUAUUACUGCUAUGCAUCACCGAUAAUACGUAUGAAUAACAUUCGAACACCGCUUUUGAAUAUAAACUCUGAGGAUGACCCGGUAGCUGGUGGUUUUGAUGUCGGGGCACUACCAGUUGAAAGAGCAAGUUUCAAUCCGUAUAUUACUAUGAUCACAACUACCCAUGGAGGUCAUCUUGGUUGGUUCAAGCCAAAUAACGUGAGAUGGUAUACAGAACCAGUUUCACAACUUAUGGCAGAGCUUUACAGUGAGGUAUACAAUUGUAGUGCUGGCAAUAUUCAAGUGGAUAAGCAUAGCCUUCCAGCGGACAUUCCAAUUUCUGAGGGAAAAUUGGUGAUGAAGACAUUCAAGAGCUGA
Molecule: messenger RNA, 1575 nt
Organism: Brettanomyces bruxellensis
Lineage: Eukaryota; Fungi; Ascomycota; Pichiomycetes; Pichiales; Pichiaceae
Exons: 1
Coding region: 1-1575 (524 amino acids)
Biological process (GO): medium-chain fatty acid catabolic process; medium-chain fatty acid biosynthetic process
Molecular function (GO): acetylesterase activity; monoacylglycerol lipase activity
Source: RefSeq, a predicted model, not a curated record